AUGAAUUUUUGGGGAGUGAUAUUAUUGGCAAGUUUUCUUUUGAUUGCAACCUUCCUCAUUGGGCUAAUUCCGUUGUACUAUAUUGAUAAACAGAAAAGUGCACUCAUAAGUGAUCAGGAACGUGGUGAUUCGACUUCCAACCUUAGCACGAAUACUGAUAUUCAAACGGGCAACAAUGAAUCCAGCAGUUACCACGUUAAAGUUGCUGUCUUAUCACAAUUUGGUAUAGGAAUGUUGUUGGGUACAUCUUUCAUGUUGGUUAUACCGGAAGGUAUUAAAGCAUGUGUGGAACAUGAUGGCAAUGUUGGGGUAAAUUUACUAAUUGGAUUCAUAGGUGUUUAUGUUCUCGAUAGGCUGGUUAAGCUAUGGAUUUCAAAAAAGCAAACGGUCCACACACACGAUGCUGUAAAGUUCCAAAGCUGGAAAGAUAUAAUAAACCAUCCAAGACAAAUAUGGAUGAAUUUGAUACAAAAUAAUGUUGUAUUUGCGUUAUUCAUCCAUGGACUAUCCGAUGGGAUUGCGCUCGGUACCACAACAAAUAAUGAUUCGUUACUUAUUGUGGUAUUAAUUGCCAUUGUGAUUCAUAAAAUUCCUGCAGUUCUUUCUCUGACUAGUUUAAUGAUAUCAAGACAGAAUUUGUUAAAAUGGGAGAUAAUUAGCAACGUUUUCUUGUUUGCAUCAUCAACGCCAAUUGGAUACAUAGUACUAUCCCUUUUGAACCUGAGCCAUUCAUCAACAAUGGAUUGGAUUAGUGGAAAUCUUCUGCUUAUGAGUGGUGGUAGUUUAUUAUAUGCAUCUUUCACAGCGUUUGUUGGUGGAGAUUCUCAUGAUCAUGAUCUGAGCGUGGAGGGAGAAGUUGUUCUGCCCCAUGAUGAAUCCGUUUACGUUUUGAUAGGCGUGUGUAUACCGCUUGUGAUAUCGUUCUGUAUUUCCGAAGAAUAG
Saccharomyces kudriavzevii IFO 1802 is the source of this 942-nucleotide messenger RNA. RefSeq names its product Mn(2+) transporter ATX2 (gene ATX2). Gene Ontology annotation, cellular component: membrane. The transcript has a single exon. Gene Ontology annotation, biological process: zinc ion transport; transmembrane transport. Bases 1 to 942 code for a protein of 313 amino acids. The record is from RefSeq and is a predicted model, not a curated record. Gene Ontology annotation, molecular function: metal ion transmembrane transporter activity. Lineage: Eukaryota; Fungi; Ascomycota; Saccharomycetes; Saccharomycetales; Saccharomycetaceae.